AUGGUCAACUCCUGUUGUGGUUCUGUGUGCUCUGAGCAGGAGACCUGCUGCCGCCCCAGCUGCUGCCAGACCUCCUGCUGCCGCCCCAGCUGCUGCCAGACCUCCUGCUGCCGCCCCAGCUGCUGCAUCUCCAGUAGCUGCCCUACCCCCUGCUGCAGACCUCCAUGCUGCCAGUCUGUGUGCUGCCAGCCCACUUGGGGCAGACCCAGCUGCUGCAUCUCCAGCUGCUGCAAGCCCACCUGCUGCCAGCCCACAUGCUGUCGACCCACCUGCUGCGUCUCCAGCUGCUGUAAGCCCCUGUGCUGCCAGCCCCCGUGCUGCAGACCCACCUGCUGCCAGCCCACCUGCUGCCAGCCCACAUGCUGUCGACCCACCUGCUGCAGAACCCAGUGCUGCCGCCCCAGCUGCUGCACUGUGUCCACCUGCUGCUGCCCUAGCUGCUCCAGUGCUUCUUGCUGCUAA
Messenger RNA from Ochotona princeps (American pika), 462 nucleotides. RefSeq names its product keratin-associated protein 4-12-like. The record is from RefSeq and is a predicted model, not a curated record. The transcript has a single exon. Bases 1 to 462 code for a protein of 153 amino acids. Lineage: Eukaryota; Metazoa; Chordata; Mammalia; Lagomorpha; Ochotonidae. Gene Ontology annotation, cellular component: keratin filament.